UUUCGGGCGCCGCGCCGCGGGAAAGAGAGAGGGGUGAGGCCCCACCCAUUUCCCUCCCCAAUCCCACCGGUGGCGGGCCGCCCGCCGCCCCUCUCCGGCGACGAAUCCGGCGGCGGGUACUGCUCUCCGUCGAGCCAGGCGGAGGAGAGCGUGGUCGGCCGACGCUCGCGCGCGCGGGGAAGCCGGGCGCCUGCUCCCACCGCUGGCGGGCUGCCUGCCGCGCCUCCCCGGGGAGGAAUCGACGGGCGGGCGCGUCGACUCCGGCCAGCCUCUCCGUCGAUGCGGACGGCGGAAGAAGCAGCCCGAGCAGCGUGGAGCGGGAAUCGGUGUCAGCAAACGAGCACGCUUCUCUCAGGCCGUUCGUCGUAGAGGCAAUGGACGCGAUACACGAGAUGGAGGACGCCUACAAAAAUUCUGCAGCCAUUGCUGGGAACACCGCGACAAUGUUAGAAGCUGUCUCAAAGGCAGCCCUUUCAACUAGCGCUGCUCACUUGGUGCAGAUCGCGAGUCAAGUCGCAGGGAUAGCUGAUGAUUCGAUUGCUAGUAAGGUCAAGCUCGUCAAAGCUGCUCGUCGACUAUCUCGAAUAGAAGCUUCUGGAAGGGCUCAUGUCGUACGCGAGCUUAUACUUGAGUCCGCCGCACUUGCACGAGAAGCUGAGAAUGUAGGAAACCAGAUCCUUAGGUGCAGUGCCAUUGACUUGGGAAAUGCUGGGCGCUCUUUCCUACAACUCGCUGCUUUGCAGAACAUGGAUGGACUGGUGGAAGAGCAAGCCGACCAAGAUAAUGAGGAAGUCCCAGAGCAACCGACAACCUGGAUCUCUUCAUGGUGGUCCAAAAGGAAAAGAAUGAGAGAUAUUGAAUCUUUGGAGGCUCCUUUGCUAAAUCCAGCUGCCUCAAUGGUCAGGGACAAUACCUCUACCACUGUUCCACAGGGCCAAGGGAGGCUAUGUGACAAGUGGCUAGGCAUGCAGACAUGCGCCCUUGCAAUGUCUCUCAGUUUGCUCCCCUACAUGGGAAGAGAUGGCCUUUUUAAGGAUAAAACAAUUUUCUCAAGUAAUUAUCUGUGGCGGGUGGAUUUGCUAUUCAAGUUGUGGUGGGGCUUGGUAGCUCUUGGCGUGCCUUGCAGUUUGUAUGGCCGCGGUUGUAUGGCGCAGCAGUAUGCCCGUGUGUCCGGCCACUUGGCAAUACUUGGCCUGACUUUUCUUGUUGGCAUGUUCUCUCAUUGGAUACUGGAGAUCGAGGCGAUUGAGGCGGCAAUACUGUUGAAAUCUUUUCUUGGCCUUACAACCGCGGGUUUUAUUUGCUUGUUCAUAGCUUAUGAUUCUAUCCCUCGUGCGUACUUAUUUUCACUGUCUAUUCUGACUUGGUACAAGAUAAGUACUAACAACCUGCACACGUUUCUGACACAGUGCUGCGCAGCGGGUGACCUGUGAUGCUUCAGGAGCAAAGGAAUUUCGGGAGAAGAUUGACAGCAUUGGUGGUAUUUUGGAGAAGCAAAUUGUACAUUAGCAGGAUUCACAUUGCGCUACUAAAAGUGAACGUUCUUGUCGUUACAACUGUGGGUUUUACUUGCUUGUUCAUAGCUUGCUGCGUGGCGGGGCACCUGUGAUGCUACAACAGCAAAGAAUUUUUGGGGGAAGAUUGACAACAACGGUGGUGUUUUGGAGAAGCAAACUGUACAUUACUAGGAUUCACACUGCAGUGCAUGUGCUGCUCAUGAGGGCUACUAAAAGUGAGCGUGUGAUACACGCGGGCCGUUAAGCAGUAUUCAUCAUAGAUUUGGUACAUAUCGCCAUGGAAGGUUGUGUGAUGUGCAAUACCGUGACUGCAUAACUCUUUUUUUUUUUGACUUUAGCCCGUCUAACUUCGAUAGUCAACACUAGGUGAAUUGGUGCUCCACAGUGUUAAUAAAGCGCUAAUCCCCUUUUUAGAUGUUA
Molecule: messenger RNA, 1937 nt
Organism: Triticum aestivum (bread wheat)
Lineage: Eukaryota; Viridiplantae; Streptophyta; Magnoliopsida; Poales; Poaceae
Exons: 6
Coding region: 375-1433 (352 amino acids)
Source: RefSeq, a predicted model, not a curated record